AUGGAGCAGCAGCCCAGCACCAGCACCACCACCACCACCACGACGGAGAUGUGGCAGUGGCAGUGUGGCACGUGCCGAGCUGAUUGGAAGAUGCUGCGCCAGGUGACGACCACCUGCUGCCCACACGGACACGGCAGCCGCUGCUUUCAGGGUCAGGGUACUCCGCCUCCGCCUCCACCGUCUCCAUAUGCAGGAAACCCUGCUCCUCACUGCCACCCUGCUCCUCACUGCCACCACCAUCACCAUCGCCAGGAGGAGGGUACCAGCAGCCGGGCUUUGGCGGCGGAUGCGGAGGGUUCCAGCGCUGGGCGUCACACCAUCACUACUCUGAAUCCUGCUGCCCCUCCCGUCGUCGCGGAGGUCUGCUGGGUCCCGGACCCCUACCUGAUGGUGCAGCAGCUCAGAGAGUUCGAGUCCCUGAACGACGAGCUGGUGGCGCUCAGGGUGCAGCUGCAGGAGUAUGCGGAGGAGAUCCACAAGAGCAGCAAGGACGACAUCAACGCCGGGACCGGGAUGAACAUGAACUGGCUCCUCGCUCUCCCGGCCAACGUCAGGGACGUCGUCAUCUUGGCCAGGGACGUCAUCGAGUCUUUCAUUGCCAUCUCCACUAGCGCACCACCAGCGAAUUAA
This is a messenger RNA of Miscanthus lutarioriparius, 630 nucleotides long. The record is from the annotation of a GenBank genome assembly. Lineage: Eukaryota; Viridiplantae; Streptophyta; Magnoliopsida; Poales; Poaceae.